Molecule: messenger RNA, 1300 nt
Organism: Punctularia strigosozonata HHB-11173 SS5
Lineage: Eukaryota; Fungi; Basidiomycota; Agaricomycetes; Corticiales; Punctulariaceae
Product: DnaJ-domain-containing protein
Exons: 6
Coding region: 64-1173 (369 amino acids)
Biological process (GO): spliceosomal complex disassembly
Cellular component (GO): spliceosomal complex
Source: RefSeq, a predicted model, not a curated record
CCUCUACUACGGUGGCCACGACCACGAUACACUCCACGGUCUUCUUCGUACCUCGCCGGCAUCAUGUCUGACGAAGAAGUCGAUCCCUAUGUUCUCCUUGGACUGCAAUUAGAGGCGACGGAUCCCGAGAUUCGCAAAGCCUACCGCCAACGCUCGCUCAAGGUCCAUCCUGACAGGAAUCCAGACAAUCCCGAUGCACCCCGUCUCUUCCACGAGCUGACGCAGGCAUAUGAGCUGCUCCUCGACCCACUGCGGCGGAUGGCGCUCGAUGCGAAGCAGCGACUUGCACGUGCGCGGAAGGAGCGCUUUGCGGCGUAUGACACCAAGCGGAAGGCGAUGGUCGAGGAGCUCGAGGAGCGCGAGCGCGCGUUCAAGAAGGCGCGGGUGGAGAAGGUGCAACAGGAACGCCGCCGCGCGGCCGAGACUGAGAAGAUCAAGGAGGAGGGGCGUCGGAUGCGCGAGGAACGUGAGAGGAGACGGGAGGAGGAAGAGGCAGGGGCGAGACGGGCAGCGGAGGCUGAGGCAGCGGCUGGGGAGGACGAUCCGCCAGUGCUUGGGUCCUACGAUACGACCGUUCGCCUCAAAUAUCAAAUCUCUGCACGCCCAACGCUGGUCACUGCCGAAUCGCUUGUCACCCUCCUUGCGCCUUUCGGUAUCGCGGACGCAUCAUCGGUCGUACUAUCCAUGAAGCCUCCCAAAAAAGCGCCCCACAAGCCUCCUAAAUUUGCCACCGCCCUUGUACCCUUCACGCAGAUUGGCGCGGCGUUCGCGGCCGUCUGCGCGUCCGGAAGGACCGAACGCGGGUUAGAGGGCAUCGAGAUCUCGUGGGCUGAAGGGAAAGAGCCGGAGCUGAUAGGAUGGCUGAAGCGCCAUGGUCAGCUUGGGUCAACCACCCGGGCAAAGUCGAAGACCCCGGAAGUUCGCGUUACGAGCUCACCAUCGACGGUGCCGCCCCCAAGACCCGAAUCGUCAUCCGAGCCAGCCUCUACGGCUCCUUUCUCGUCUUUCCCUUCGACAUUCCCGGAUUUUGCGGCCCCUCCGUCCGCGCCAACACCUGCCCCUGCUUCGGUCGCUGGCCUCGACUUUGAGAGCCUCGUGCUUAUGCGUAUGCGGCAAGCAGAGCGCGAGCGCCUGGAGCGGGAGAUCCUGGAGAACGAGGCGAAGGAAGGUUGACGUCGACCAACACCUUCGGCCGAUCCUGCUGAAACUCUGGUAUGAGCCUCGCACUUGCGGGUGUCACUUGACGAGUAUAAAAUCGUCCCUGAUGUACGUUGAAUGUAUACAGUCCUUUCCUUGUUAU